UCAGUUUAUUAUUAGCUCGAGCUCUGCUGCAUUUCGCAUCUAUUAUCGACCAUUGGUCCGUGUGGACUUGAUUUCUCUCAUCAAGCCUUGCUUGUACUCGAAUGGAACAUGUCUGUGGUGCGGGCUGCAUGUGAUCAUGGGCUGUUGAAGAGGCAGGAGGAGGACAUUAAGCCCCAGACGGCGGUGAUUCGGCGUAACCUGUUUGGUCCCGUGGACCACCAGCAGCUGCAGCAGGACUUCCAGAGGCUCUUCUGCAUGAACGUAGAGACCGCCAAACAACGCUGGAACUUCGACUUUCAGAGGGACCAGCCUGUCCCGGGACGAGUCGAGUGGGAAGAGCUGCGCUGCCAGGACGUCCCGGCCUUCUACCGCAGCAGUGUGGUCAGGCCCAGUGUGAUGAAGCAGAUGCUGGAUAGAGAAUCCUUUGCUCGCUCCUCUGCAGCGACGGCCACGGAGAAAUUUCUGGAGCUGCGAAGAAGCUGUGCCGGUUUUAGAGGAACCAAGCCUGAGAAGAGAAUGGCUGCCGUUUUGGGGGUCAAACGCAGACAAGCAAACAUCACAGACUUUUUCAGAGUGACGAAAAGACGGUUUCUUCAUCACAAAGCUUCAGGACAGUAAACAUCCAGUGGACUUUCCUCUAUGUAU
Danio rerio (zebrafish) is the source of this 645-nucleotide messenger RNA. It is a transcript of the gene cdkn1d, whose product is annotated as cyclin-dependent kinase inhibitor 1D. NCBI's taxonomy places the organism in Eukaryota, Metazoa, Chordata, Actinopteri, Cypriniformes, Danionidae. The record is from RefSeq and is marked provisional. Gene Ontology annotation, cellular component: nucleus. Gene Ontology annotation, molecular function: cyclin-dependent protein serine/threonine kinase inhibitor activity. Gene Ontology annotation, biological process: regulation of cell cycle; regulation of mitotic cell cycle; signal transduction by p53 class mediator.